Messenger RNA from Cetraspora pellucida, 669 nucleotides. NCBI's taxonomy places the organism in Eukaryota, Fungi, Glomeromycota, Glomeromycetes, Diversisporales, Gigasporaceae. The record is from the annotation of a GenBank genome assembly.
AUGUAUAAUCUCCUUCAACGUGCUAAUGCGAUAUUCGCCUUUUCGAUGACAGUCACUUUUGGCGUCCUUGGAGCAAUAGCGAUAGUGACGCCAUUUUUACCUUCUUUCCCUUCAGCUCAAAUUAAUGUCAAAGAUAUACAGGUCAUUUCAUAUGACUAUAUGUCUCAGGGCGAGAGUGAGUUUGCAUUUGUGAAAUUGCAACUCGAUGCUGACUUAACCUCUCUAUUCAAUUGGAACACGAAACAAUUAUUUGUCUCUGUUGUUGCAGAAUAUGAAACUAAAUCGCAUGAUAUUAACCAAGUAGUUUUAUGGGAUUCGAUAAUUCAAUCAAAAGAAGAAGCACACAUCAAAGUCUCAGAUUUACAUAAUGAGUAUAAUUUUGUUGAUAUCACAACAAGUUUCCGUCAGGUGAAUGCAUCGUAUUCCUUACAUUGGGACGUAAUGCCAUAUGUGGGAAUGUUAAUAAAUGGGCAUACGACAUCUAACCAAUUUAUUAAAUUUCCUCCACGGGUUUCCUUGGCGCGUGCGGGAGUUAUAAAGAAAUCCAGUAGAUUUACUGUUGAUUCUUUUGAAGGACAAAUCGUAUUAUCACUUGAUGGUGAUGAUGACAGAAUUGAUGACGGAGUUGAUGACAGAAUUGAUGACGGAGUUGAUGACAGAGUUGAUGUG